AGCGCAAAUAGGUGAUGGGAAGAGCGGCAGUCAUACGACGCCAGAUCAGCACUGUAGAACGCGCAACUCACCAACCCACCAAGAUGCAAAAUGCCUUGGAGUUUACUCUGCACUCUUAAGUCAUGACUUUGUCUCCUGCCCUUCCCAUCGAGCAAACACCGUGCACGUCGCUAUUUUAGGAUAACUGCAAGUUUUAGAGGGGCGUGACCCAAGGAUAGCCCUUUCCAGCCCUCGCUUUUGCGAGAGCCGCGCCGUCCCGCCACCACAUCGCACCGACACCGCCGUUGGACCCGCGCGCUGAAGCAAGCGGGGCGCGCUAGCGACGUUAUUCAGCCCACGCAGCCCUGCCUGCCGGCGCCCUGUUCAUUCGCAGCAACGAUUGCUCGGCAUGGGCGCGGCGGCGACCCGGCAGGGACGAACGAUGAACGAGUACGCGGCGGAAGCGUGGGGAGCAGGCCCGGGAAGGGCGACCUGCUCUGAUAGCAUGUCAAAAGAGCUAGGUAGCUAGGAAGCCAUAGAAUGGCGAGAGGGUUUAGCUAGGAGAAAGUUUACGAGAGAAAAGAGAUCGAGAAUAGAAGAGAGAGGGAUGCAAGGAGGGGGGUUGUACCUCUACAGUAGAUUUCAGUAACACCUACCAAGCCUACAAUUAUAUAACAUAUAUAAUUUAACAGCGCCGACU
This is a messenger RNA of Closterium sp. NIES-67, 679 nucleotides long. The record is from the annotation of a GenBank genome assembly. NCBI's taxonomy places the organism in Eukaryota, Viridiplantae, Streptophyta, Zygnematophyceae, Desmidiales, Closteriaceae.